GCCCCGAGAGGAGGGGAGACAUCGGAGACCGCGGGACCCAAGGAACGCUGGACCUGAGCCCACUCCGAGGCUGAGCCCAUUGUUUUUAAUACUAAUCGCGAGGAAUUGUGAUGAUGCAGUUUAUGUUACUUUUUAGUCGUCAGGGAAAGCUUCGACUGCAGAAAUGGUAUGUCCCACUGUCAGACAAAGAGAAGAAAAAAAUCACAAGAGAACUUGUUCAAACCGUUUUAGCACGGAAACCUAAAAUGUGCAGCUUCCUUGAGUGGCGAGAUCUGAAGAUUGUUUACAAAAGAUACGCUAGUCUGUAUUUUUGCUGUGCAAUUGAGGAUCAGGACAAUGAACUAAUUACCCUGGAAAUAAUUCAUCGUUAUGUGGAAUUACUUGACAAAUACUUUGGCAGUGUGUGUGAACUUGAUAUCAUCUUUAAUUUUGAGAAGGCUUAUUUUAUUUUAGAUGAGUUUCUUUUGGGAGGGGAAGUUCAGGAAACGUCCAAGAAAAAUGUCCUUAAAGCAAUUGAGCAGGCUGAUCUUCUGCAGGAGGAAGCUGAAACCCCACGUAGUGUUCUUGAAGAAAUUGGACUGACAUAACUCUCCUCCCUUGUUGAUGACUCCUUGUGGCAUUUCACAUACUGUAAAUGGUCACUGCCUUCAUGUCCAUGUUAGCUAAUGUGUAAGAUGAUGUCUUGUCAGUAUUACUGGUUUGCUAAGCUGCUUCAUUUAGGCCUACACAAUUUUUUUUAAAGGGAACUUUGGUUAAUCAAAUGAUAAAUUAAGGGACUUAAAUAUGAAUUAGAAAGAUGCAGAAAAAGAUAGCUUUUCUGGAUAUUUUAAGGUUCACAAGUCAGUUUCUCAUAAUGUACAUGUAUGAAAAUGACAUGUAUACAUGUAUAUCAAACAAUUUGGCAAAAUACAUUCAUUACUGUAUCUGAAAAAGGAAACUUAAAAUUACCCUGUGAAACCUGGUUUUGUGAAACCAAAGACUAGAGCAGCAAUUCAGUAUAUAUAAGAAUAAAGGGAAUUGAUAUGCCACAUCAAAUGAAUGAGAAUUUAACUAUUACAACGUUAAACAAAAAACCAAAUUUAUACCAUAGUCUCCUAUUGGACAGUAUGUACCUUAAAGGGAGUAAAGAUUACUCUAGAUGACUAGAUUGGAAUGAUGUUUUACACUAAAAAUAUUAAGUACUAUGAACUAAUAGGACAAGGAACAAAGACUAUCACAAUAAUGAGCACAUGAAUUGUUAAGGCCAAGGCAUGUUUGACUGCUGAGUUGAAUUUUUUGUGGUCGUAAUAAUUUACUUGCUUGGAUUAUUUUUGAUGCCCCCCAAAUGAAGUAAGAAUGUUAAUUUACCAGGAAUUCUUCGUAACAGUAUCUUACAGAAACGUGUUGGUCUCUUCACAGUGUUGCAUAGUCAUUGUUUAAAGUUCGAAUGUUCCUUCUGCGGUGCUUGUUAAAGCCAAAUUUAUUUUGCUUCCCUCCAGUUAGAAGUGCUGCAAACUUUACAACAGCUUCCUUUCCCUCCUUGGCACUGCCUAGUUAUCAGAAGUCUUAUUAAAAUUUAGAAGAUACCUUCAUAUAACAAAGUGAGAGUUAAAUGAAGUAAAAUGGCAUUAGUUGGCCCUAUAUUUUUUAAAGCUAUAUAAUUGUUCAGCAUCACUUUUAUACAUACUUACUUAGACAUAUCUAAACACGUCUUCAUGGUUUACACUUUCACUUGUAUACCCUGGGCUGGAUUAAGCUUUGUUGUGAUUGUAAACAACAUUUAAGUCACGUGACCACUGUCUCAUCACAUCGCCUAUUAGUUGUAAUAAAUGUUCAACAUAUAAACACUGUAGUGUGUUUUUAUCUCUUUCCAAAAGAGUUGUCAAACUUAGCUGCUGAAGAAUUUUUCCUUUUUUUUUGGCAAUAAAAUGUUGACAAUUCCCUUCCAUUUGCCCCCUCCUCCAUUUGAGUGUGGUGGUGGUUAUAAGCACACACAAGAAAAAUGGAAGAAGAUUUAAGGAAUUUUCAUGUACUUCAAGCUCAAAACAGAUUCCAUGCUACCAAGAGCAUAUCAACAUUUAUUUUCAAUUAAUAAAUGCCGCUUAUAAAACCUUGAAGCAGUUGACUUUUU
Molecule: messenger RNA, 2110 nt
Organism: Castor canadensis (American beaver)
Lineage: Eukaryota; Metazoa; Chordata; Mammalia; Rodentia; Castoridae
Source: RefSeq, a predicted model, not a curated record